This is a messenger RNA of Rhododendron vialii, 1647 nucleotides long. RefSeq names its product dof zinc finger protein DOF2.4-like. The record is from RefSeq and is a predicted model, not a curated record. Lineage: Eukaryota; Viridiplantae; Streptophyta; Magnoliopsida; Ericales; Ericaceae. The transcript is spliced from 2 exons. Gene Ontology annotation, molecular function: DNA binding; DNA-binding transcription factor activity. Gene Ontology annotation, biological process: regulation of DNA-templated transcription. The coding region runs from base 220 to 1149 and encodes 309 amino acids.
UUUACACCCCCAAAGACCAACCCAACAGCAAAGUCUCUAUCUCAUUCCUCUCUCUCUCUCUCUCUCUCUCUCUCUCUCUCUCAUCAACCCCCAAAAAAACCCUACUUUCAUCAUCUUUUCCGCUCCUAAAAAAGACGAAGACCAUCCCUUUAUUCUCUUGCUUUUGGAUUGUUGUGUGCAAAGAUCUACAAAGAAACAAAAGAAAGGGGGGGAAAAAAAAUGUUUCAAGAACUGCUGGGAGGUGCUAAUUCACUCAUUGGAGGAGAGAGAAAACCCUCUCUCUCUAACCCUUUUGAGCCCUCCCCGUCUCCUUCUCCCUCCCCUUCUCCUUCCCCUUCUUCCUCCGCCGCCACCGCCACCCCAACCACCCCUGCCACCUCGGCACCGCCGGGGGUGGAGAACCAGAACCUCCGGUGCCCCCGGUGUGAUUCGUCCAACACGAAGUUCUGUUACUACAACAACUACAACCUCACCCAGCCGCGGCACUUCUGCAAGACGUGCCGCCGGUACUGGACCAAGGGCGGGGCCCUCCGUAACGUACCCAUCGGCGGCGGUUGCAGGAAAAACAAGAGUGUCGUCAGCGUAACGUCGGCCGCGAACGGGAAGUCGAGCGGCGGGGGAAGGUUUAUCAAGACGGUGUCGUCUGAGGGGGGAAAACCGGUCUUCGGUGGCGGGUUUGAGCAAGAGAUUCCGGUGAACCCGGCUUUGUGGGCCUCGCCGGCACAGAACUCUCAUCUGCUGGCUUUACUGAGAGCAACCCAGAGCCCAAACCCUAACCCUAGUCCGUUGUCGAAUUUUAUUGGGUCCAUGGGGGCAACAGAAGCUAUAAGUUCUUUCUGGAGAAACAACCAAAACCAAGCCCAACAAGCGCACCAAAAUCAUCAACAACAGCAACAGAUUGGGUUGGUACUAGCAGGUGAAGUUCAAAACAAUGGGAUUCAUGAAAUAUACCAAAGGCUCAGAUCAACAGCCAACUAUUAUCCUCAUGAUCACUCAUCACCACUGCUUUUCACUGCUUCCUCAUCUUCUUCCGCCGCGGUUUUGGAGUCGGCUCCGGUUUCUGCUGCAGCAGCUCAUGAAAUGGGUUACUGGAAUCCCACGCUUACCUGGUCUGAUCUACAACCAACUACUAAUGGUGCAUAUCCUUAAUUAAUUCCUGUUUUGUGUCUUUGAUUUGUGUUUUUCUUACUCCCUCCGUUCCAAAUUGUUUGUCCGGUUCGCAAAACGAUGACUCAAAAAUAAUGCACUUAUUUCAAGAAAAAAUUCAAACUUUUUUCAUAAAUUAAAAGAACUCAUCGAUAUCUAGUGAAUUGUUGAAAAAAUUUUGAUUUUUUCUUACAAAAAUUGUAUUAUUUUUACAUUUUCGUUUUGCGGACCGAACAAACAUUAUGGAACGGAGGGAGUACUUCAUAUGCUAGGGGUUUGGUGUGGUAACAGUGGUAUACUGGUCACCUAAAGGCUUGUAGAAUCAGGGUUUUUUUUCUUUUUUCUUUUUUUUUCGUUUCCCUCCUUUGUUUUCUGCAGUAGCCUUUCUUCAAUCAAGUAUGUGUGUGCUUUAAUUAAGGUGUGUUUGGUCUUGUGAGGUGUAGUGGUGGUGUAUUAUACCCAGACUGAGAAGUGUUUUCAAAUGGAUAAAGUUUAAGUUCA